Molecule: messenger RNA, 1714 nt
Organism: Owenia fusiformis
Lineage: Eukaryota; Metazoa; Annelida; Polychaeta; Sabellida; Oweniidae
Source: the annotation of a GenBank genome assembly
UUUGUACAGUGUAAAGAUGGCAGCAACAAGUUUUCAGAAAAAAUCUCGCUCUAAACUGUUCAAUAUUCCAGGAACAAGACCAUCUCUUCAUAAUAAUCAGCUUUUAAUAUCUACGGGAAUACCAUCUCUAGAUAAUAUUUUGGGUGGGGGAACUGCUGUUGGAACAGUUGUUUUAAUUGAAGAAGACACAUAUGGAAGUUUCAGUAAUCUUAUGUUAAAGUAUUUUCUGGCAGAGGGUGUCAUGACAAACCAAACAUUAUUUUUGGCUACUGCAAAUGAGUCACCAGAUAAUAUAUUAAAGGAUCUUCCUGCGCCAAUUGUAGAUGACCCUGGAGCAAGUGGCAAUAUGGAGGGUGGACAAGAGGGUGGAACAGACGAAAAGAUGAAAAUAGCAUGGAGAUACCAACAUUUGCCACAAUUCCAGUCUAAUCCUACAAAUGUUAGAUUUGGCCACUAUUAUGAUUUAACAAAGACAAUGGAAACAGAUCUCAGGACUUCAGUUGAAAGUCACACUGUUGAUGUAACACAGGAGCUCAGAUUAAAUCCUGAGCCUUCUGACCAUUUUAUCAACUGCUCAUAUAGAUGUCUCCUUCGUGCAAUCCAAAAAAGACUGGCCAAAGGCUACACCACAACUGACACAACUCAAAUAGAAAAACAUGUUAUGAGAAUAGGUAUACAGAGCUUAGGAUCUCCACAAUGGCGUGAAACAAGGUUGGGGUCUGAGACAAGUGCAGAUAAAUCAAUGUUAAAGUUCCUAUAUGCAUUGCGGUCUCUUGUAAGAUCUUCAUUCGCUACUUGUGUGCUUACUGUGCCUACUCAGCUAUUUCAGGAUGAAGUGUUCACCAGUCAUAUUGAGAGGUUAUGUGACACAGUUGUGAAUUUAGAGUCAUUUGCUGGCACCAAUAAGGAAACAAACCCAGCCUACAAGGAAUAUCAUGGUCUGUUCCAUAUCAAGGCACUUCCAAGACUCAACGCUCUAAACUGUCAUAUGCCAGACACAUUGGAUCUAGCAUUUAAAUUGAAGAGGAAAAAGUUCACAAUUGAGAAACUUCAUCUUCCCCCAGAGCUGUCAGAAACGUCGAAUAAGGAACAGAACAAUGCAAUAGUACGUCCGUCAAAUACAACCUCGUGUGGCACUGGGAUAACAAACUCUAAACUGGACUUCUAGUUGUCAUGGCGACGUGUUAUUAUUAUUUAUUGCUGUCAUGAAAUAAACAACAAUUUGAACGAUAUUAAAAUUGUCAUUUUGAUACUAUAUAUUUUCAGUUUUGUUAUUGAAGUGUUCAUAGGUGCUUGACCUACUGUAUUGUGCAAUGUGGCGUAUGGAAAAUACAUUUCUUACAUUCGGAUCAAUCCUCCGGACCUUUCAAGGCCUAAUUCAGUAGAACUUUCUUCCUGAAUUCUAAUACUUGGGGAAAUUGGUUUUGGAUAAGAGACGCGGUAUAGCAUUUCAAAGCCAAUUAAGUGUUGAUUUUGUUUAGAGUAGAGCGUGGGAGGAAAAUAACUGCUGUUUAUCUAGUUGAUUUAUUGAUUAAAAUGACAACUUUUUACUGCAAUUUUCUUACAUGUACAUACUGUAGAAGAUGUUACCUGAACGGAACUUAACUCAUACGAUAAUUAUCCUGUACAAGUGGGUGGUAGCAUAUCAUACCACUUCGGAAUAGUGGGCACACUUCAAAAACACUGAAAGGUGAAUACUCUUGGGAGAAGUACU